AUGGACCGUUUUUCUGGUCUUCCUGAGCCUCCUCGAUCAGAGCCCAUCUUCCCUCCCUCAUCCCAAGAAAUACCCUCCUCCCCACCUUCUGUCGCAUCUGAAGCUGGCGGUGGGCGACGACCCCGAAAGCCACCAACCGUCACCCCUCGGUCCUUCCGCCGCUUUUUCACGCCACGAUCUCUGCUGGACAGUGGAAACAAUGGGAGUAGUGUCAAGACAAGUCGCCAGGCUCUCCGGGCCUUGACCUCACCAGCCGUCAACCGCCUCAGUCCCGCCUUUACGAGAACGUCCAAGGCGGGCAGCGCAAGAAAUCCUUAUGAUGGCUUGCCCGAGGAUUUCAUUCGCACCCCGAGCAGGAAAAGGAAGCAUUCGUUCUCGUCGGCAGUGUCUCCGCUGCAGUCGUCGCCAUUGAAAAAAGUUCGUGUGCGGUCCCCGGUGGAUGACGAAGUGGAUCAGAAAGCGACUAUCCGCGAUAUUGAUGUGGCCAACCUGGGUCCGAGAGGACGUUGUGGCGCAACAGCAAUAACACCCUCGAGUCUUCCCAAGCGCCGACCAGUCUCGCCAGUCAGCCGAUCACGAUCAUUGCAAACUUCCGGAUCCUUGUUCAUGCGAACAUUACAGGGCUCGCGUGCCAAUCGCUUAACUAUCAGAUCCACUGCUGGAGCUGGCUGGCAAGAUCUUACCUCUGAGUUCCAUUCACGACCGGAAGACCGUCACUCGUGUGCCAGCUAUGCCAAUGAAGGAUCAUUGGCACUACCGUUUUGCAAUGUUUCGUGCAACACCAAUUCCUUGGUGGCAGUUGGAGACGAAGAGGGUGGAAUUCGAUUGCUAGACUCCUCCAAGGACGAUGACAGAGGGUUUUCGAGUGCUUACCUGGGGUUUCGUCCACACAUGAACUCGAUCAUGGAUCUCGAGUUCUCAUCCGAUGACAUGCUUCUAGCGACGGCAUCGGGCGAUCAGACUUCUUUGAUCAUCGACAUGACUACUCAACGCCCUAUUCAUUGCUUGUCAAAUCAUGUAUCCUCCGUUAAGCGAGUUCAGUUCCAGCCUGCUGCCAACAACAAAGUCCUGGCAACAUGUAGUCGAGAUGGUAACGUUAAUAUUUGGGAUCUACGGUGCAAAGGAUUUGAGCGUCCUUCGUUGCAAGUCAGAUGCUCGCUCGAGUCUGACAUAGAUCCUUCUACCACCGCGGCACCCCCAAAGAUGACCUAUCCUCAAGUUCUCAACACAAUCCACGGCGCUCAUGCAUAUACCACCCCUCAAAAACCUGCCCUGGACAAGACCGAACCUCCUCCCUUCGGGCGUUCCGAUAUCACCGUUACUACGCUAGCCUUCCUUCCUCCUGGUCAGGAAAAUUUGUUCGUUACAGCAUCCGAGGCGAGCGCGAGUGUUCGGCUGUGGGAUUUGCGGACUGCUCACAACAACCGCCGUGGUCGGCCUGUUCUUCCUUUAUCAACAACACGCGAACCCGAUAGCCAUAUCAAGUAUCGACGCUUUGGCUUGACGUCCAUGGCCUUCGGUGGUGAUGGCUCAAGACUCUAUACCCUUUGCCGAGACGGUACUGUGUACGCCUACUCGACGUCUCAUCUAGUGCUUGGGCAUGCACCUGAGCUUUCUCUCAAUCAUGUCCGCCCACGACGCUCCGGUGGCUCUGAUAAAGAGGGGCUGGGGCCCUUGUACGGCUUCCGUCACCCUCGACUUCAGGUCUCUUCCUUUUAUGUCAAACUCGCCAUGCGUAAGGCAUCCAAUGAUCGUGCAGAGAUGUUGGCCGUUGGCAGCAGUGACCACUGUCCCAUUCUUUUCCCGACAGAUGAGCGCUUCCUACAAUCUCCCAUGAAGACUUCAGCCGAUGAUCUCCCCACCCGAACUUCCCUCUUCACUACCCGUUCAGGACUUCGCCGCACGAACUCUGGGGUUGGCUUGUCUGGUCGUCUUGAAGAUACCAUCCCAAUUUAUCAGUCCGGAACGCCUCUGGUUGAAGGACACCAGAAGGAAGUCACAGGGGUUUCAUGGACUGUUGAUGGAGAGCUCAUCAGCGUCAGUGAUGAUUACAGUGCCCGGUGCUGGCGCGAAGGACCCGAAGCUCGUGAGCUUCGAAGCAGCAGCAAUGUCGAGGGUCGUGGCUGGCAGUGCGGCUGGGCUGCUACGAAAGAUUCAUAUGACGAUGAAGAUGAAUGA
This is a messenger RNA of Penicillium macrosclerotiorum, 2178 nucleotides long. Its product is annotated as WD40 repeat domain-containing protein. The transcript has 3 exons. Lineage: Eukaryota; Fungi; Ascomycota; Eurotiomycetes; Eurotiales; Aspergillaceae. Gene Ontology annotation, cellular component: nucleus. The coding region runs from base 1 to 2178 and encodes 725 amino acids. The record is from RefSeq and is a predicted model, not a curated record. Gene Ontology annotation, biological process: proteasome-mediated ubiquitin-dependent protein catabolic process. Gene Ontology annotation, molecular function: protein-macromolecule adaptor activity; protein binding.